UGAUUGUACUCAGUUCAAAGUGUUCUUGUAUUUUAGCUCUUUGACUGUACUUGUUUGUGUACAAAGGUAAUAUCUGUGAAUGCUUGUAGAGGUUCAGACUUCAGACCGGGAAGGGUGUCCAAACAAACAGCCAACUAGAGAGCUCGCAAGAGAAAUGUCACAGCCUGGUUGUGAAGCGGUUCAGGCAACAAAUGAUGAUGCUAGCGAAUGUAAACGUUGUGCUGUAAAACUGGGAUAUUGGGAUGAUCCAUAUAUUUCAUUGUUUGUGCGCGGCUCAGAGAGAAAAGCUCCUGAAAUCAAUCGUGGCUACUUUGCGCGCACCAAAGGUGUGGGGAUAUUUAUCGACAAAUUUUUAAAGAAAUGUGGAGGCAAAUGUCAGUUGAUAAAUUUGGGAUCAGGAUUUGACACGUUGUACUGGCGCUUGAAAGAUUCUGGACAGACAGUUUCAAAUUUCAUUGAAUUGGAUUUUCCCACAGUGACAGCAAGAAAGUGUUACCUAAUCAAACGCAAUAAAACUCUCCUAGAGAAAAUUCAUACUGAAGAUGGAGAAGUGAAACUCAGUGCCACGGAUUUACAUGCAGGAAAUUAUCACAUAGUUGGGGUUGAUUUAACUAAUCUUUCUGAAGUCCAGUCAAAGUUAAAUGAAGCAGAAGUCAAUUACAGUUUACCAACAUUGUUUUUAGCAGAAUGUGUUUUGGUUUAUGUAGAAGUUCCACGAGUUGAAGAACUUCUUAGCUGGAUAGCAAAGGACUUUAGUUCUGCUCUGUUUGUAAAUUACGAGCAGGUGAAUAUGUCUGACAAAUUUGGGGAGGUGAUGCUUUCAAAUUUACGAUCAAGAGGCUGUCUCCUUGCAGGUGUUGCAAUGUGCCAAAGUCUUGAAACUCAAAAGAAAAGGUUCUUGAACACGUCUUGGGAUGGGGCUCGAGCUUGGGACAUGGUGCAGAUAUAUUCAGCUCUUCCUGCUUCAGAACGACAACGUAUAGAGCGCAUAGAAUUUUUGGAUGAACAAGAACUGCUAACACAGUUAUUCCAACAUUACUGCAUUGUAAUAGCCUGGAAGGGUGAGAUAUUCAGUGACAUUGACAUAACAUAAAUCCAUUUAGGCUACAUUUUUUAUGAAAUACUGCAGUAUUAAUUAGACAUUAAUUAAUUUUAUAUAUACAUAGCUUCAUGCUUGUCUGAACCAGAAGUCCUACUACUGCCAACAAUAUAAUAAGCUGUAGAUUGAAUCUCUGAUAAGAGGUAAUUUUGUGAAAGAAAACCCUACUCAGAGACAAGGCUCAGCUGAAUGAAGCUGCUGUUAUCCCUUAGUGGCAAUGUGUGUAGUAUUAAUUCUGGUGUUUGGCUACCUUAUCAGCUGCAAUACCAGGAAGCAGGAUAGAAGGUUGUAUAAGAGAAGCAAAAGUGCAUGGAAAAUGCUGGUGAGCUCAGUGUGAGAUUUGAGGUGCAGGGCACAGAUCAUACAGCUUGACUGGCUUUGAUUUUAAUACAAAUUUUCAUUUUCAUGAAGCAUAUGGAUAAAUUUCCAUAAAUUUCCAGAGUUUCAGGUGAAAUUGGUGUUGACAUCCACUUAAUUCCAUUCUCCAGUUUAUUUUUUCUUGAAAGAGCCACAGUCUGAACAAUAAAGUUACUUGUAAACAGUUUUCCUUUUAUAUUAAUGUGCACGUCAGUUUUAACUGUUAGGCAAGUGGGACCAUUCCACUGAAACUUUUAAUAUUAAAAUAUAUAUGUUUCCUUAAUGUGUGUAUGAUGUGAUUUGCGGACAAGAACAACAUCUAUAAAGUAUAUGUUUUUGCAUAACAUAUGCUGUAUAACUUUUUCUGUAGCAUAUUUUAUGUUCACAUAUUCUAGACAUUUUGAGCUUCACUGUUUCUUCUUGUUACUGCAUAAUACAUAAAGGUAAUACAUAAAGUAAAUAAUGCAUGCCAGUCACUGCAAGAACAUUAUUUCUAAUCUACAUUUAAACUGCUAUUUUACAAAGCGGUAGAAAGAUCAAACUGGGCUAAUAAUGCAAUAAUCAAGUGUUACAAAUCUAUGGUGCUAUCAGUUACAAUUCUUCUAAUGCGUUCUAGCUCCUGUACUGAGUGAUGAAUCAUUACUUUCUCUGUGUCAUGUUCUUAGCAGUUAACAUGUAAUAUGUUGACCUUGUAGCAUCAUUUCACUAGGGGCAUGUAUGAAACAUUUCCUACAUAUUUGAAAAGUUGUCUUUAUUUUUUCCAGAGGACCUUUAUGAUACAAAAGAUGCUCAAAUUUCCCCUGUCAAUAAGAACAUUCCAUAAACAAACAGUGUGGCUGGUUCAUGCCAAGUAUUUAUUAUGUCAGAAGUGAUAUAUUUGAAAUUAAUUUACAUGUCUUCAGAUGUGUAAUGUUAUUAGAACCAUAUUGUCUAAGCUCUGUUGAAGUCAAUAAGAAUGUUUUGUGCACCAGUCUUUGUCAAACAUAUACAUUGAAUUAUCUUUAUAUAUUGAAGUAUUCUGCAUCUUGUUUAAAAUAAUCUGAAACAUCACUAAGAAAUAUACAAAUGAUGUGCAACACAUCAGUGAAUUGGUUAAUUGUUAAAUUGAUAGAAAACUUCAAAAAUGAGCUUCAUUUAGGAGUAAUAAAUUAAAAAGAUAUAUCUUUCCUUGUCUGUGAGUUAUUAGGUUUGCAUCAGAAUGUUUUAGUCACUGCUGUUUGUUAUAUAUUUGAGAAUUUAUUUUGAGAAAAAUACCAACAAUCUUUUAUUCUCUUUAUUAACAUUACAAAUCAUUAUUUUCCAUUCUGUGUCCCAGACAUUCCCAUAAUAGAUUUUGUUGAAUUGUUGUACAUUUUUUUAAAGCCUUCUAUUUCUCUCACUUUUUUUACUGUUUAUGACAAACUGUGGAGUUUGUAAAGUGAUAAAUAGGCCCUUGAAAUUUCUAGUAUUUUCCUUCUUUAUAUUAGUCAAUUUUGUCUUUGGAGUAACUGUUAGUGAGCUUAUUAUUCAUAGUGCUGUGAGGAAAGACAAUUGCUCAUGGUUUAGGACAAAUGUGAGAACAGAGAAUGCGCACGUAAACAUGGAGUGGAAUUAUAUAGCUCAUUUUACAAAAAUGGAUUUGUGAUCACACUUGAACUCAGUCAGCGACAAAACUUGAUGUAAUUAUUUACAAGUUCAAAUAUUUAUUAGUUUACUCACAUAACUGUGACCCAAGCUCCUGUGAUUCUAUAUGAUGUUUCUGUUCAGUCAUUGAUUUUCUCCAUGCAACUUGAUGAUCUUAAAUUUUUGACAUCUUAAGUAUGUGAAGUGUUCAGGAUUAUGUAUAAAGUUCCAUCUUUAUUUAUUGCAAACAUUGUCAUUAAAAAAAUUUAAUCAUGGAAGUGAAUAGUACAGAGAAAGCAAUUACCUAAAUACUUCAUGUAAUGGAAGAGAUUAAUAGACUUGUGCCUUGAAAGAGACGUACAGGAUAUGGCUACACUUAUUACAUAGAUACUCCUACAUUGGUGGAAAUGCUACAUUACUCAGGGUCUUUUUACAUAAAUAUGAAUAAUUUGCCCAUGGUUCACUUUUCUCAGUUAUACAGUUGUAGUAGGUUACCUGUGACACAGUUAAUAUGUUAAGAUGGCCUUACAGUUUGAAGUUAGCAGAGUCAUUUAUGAAAUUCCUCUCUUUUAAAGUUUAGUGGCUGCACUGGAUGUAAGGGCUGUAGGUAGUUGCUUCAUCUUGUUGGCUACCUUUAAUAUCGUAAAAUUGGUAGGGAGAGCAACUCAGUAAUUUUAUUUAUUUAUUUUUAAAUCUAGAUUAGUAACCUACUCAACAUUAGUUAUUUUCUGAAUGGAUGUACAGAUAUGUCAGACAAAAGUGAAAUCAUGUGGUGUGGUGUUUUCAGUACUUCACAGUUCUGCCAACUCGUAAUUAUAAGAUGCCACUAUUUAAUACUGUUUACUUUGUGUGUUCUUAAAAAAAAAGAAAAGAAAAAAAAAAAGAAACGGAAAGAAUGAAACACUGCACGAUUGGCUACGAAGGCCAGCUUUGGCUAAAGAAAAUAGAUUAAGCCUGAGUAAUAUUGUCCUACUGUGUAAAUGCAAUACAUGUGUUGAAAUAAAUGAGUCAUCCAUUAUUAAUUACCUUUGGGACAACUUCACUACUACGAUUCUCCUUUGUUGUACAUAUGUACUGUGUCAGAUUCUAGUCUUUGCAGAGGCAUACAUGAUUAUGUAGACUAAUAUUUAGUGAUAACCAAAGAUUUAGUAUUAAAGUCUCAGAUAAAGUUUAAGAACCUUCUUGAUAUUAUGCUUUCUGCAAUAUUCAUUAUUUCAAUAAUUAAUACUUUUUCACAUCAUCUAUUUCAAAACUUGCUGUAGUUACGUGAAGUAUGGUUCAGGAUCCAUGACAAGAUAUAUGAUCCUCAAUUUACAGACUAAUCUCCACUUUGUUCAGGCAGUACAAGACAAUAGCAGACUAUGUGCACUUGCAUAUAUUACUAUUAUUAUUAUCAUUAGUAUUGCAAUUAGUGUUUUGUCUUGCAUAAAUUUGCAGUGUAUAGAGGCUACAUUAGAAUCCAGAUAAACAGUUUUACUCACUUCAGUAGUUAUAUUUAUUUUUCACAUAAACAAUAUUUGAUUCUGGUAGGUUUAUUUUACAGAUUUUCUGCCAUGUAUGCUUCAUGAAAGUGAGUAGGAAUUCUGAGAUUGGAAUGUUGCUGUUAUUUCUUUUUAAUUGUGUGUUUUCAUGAAAGUAGAAGGAAAGUGUACCUCACAUCCGUCACAAAUUUUGUAAGAGGGAGUACUAUUAUGUUUUGUAUUACUAUCGUGUUUUGUAUUAGUGAAGAAACAAAGCAAUCAAAAUUCUAUUGCUUGAAAUAUGUUAUUUUUCCUUCCUGGAAUGGACAGUAAGUCUGCCAGUCACACAUUUAUUCUGUGACAAUUUAUGAAUAACAUUGGUUCCAGGUUUCUGUUAGGGUUGCAGAAAUAUUUCUAAAUAUCUUUAUCUCUCCUUGACAUUGAUUAAUACUGCAGUAUACAUAAUAAAAUAAAUUUUAUAAGUCCAUAGAUAAAAUGCUUAAAUAUUUAUAUCUGAUUAUUUAGAUAUUUUAUUUUUGAUUUGGUUACCGUUUCAUGUUCUUUGCAUAUUUAUCAGUGUGUGUCAUUGAUUCAUGUAGUAGAGAUUUGUCAUUUAUAUUGUUAAUGCAGUAAAUACCUUUUUCAUGAUAUAUCACAUGCAGUUAAAUGAAGAUUUUAAUUCUGCUUGUGAUAUUAAAUGGCUGUGUAUCUUUCAUGCUAGCAUGUGUUAAUAAUGUAAGACUGUUGUUAUUGUAUAAAGUCUCACAAUGUUCAGGUACCCUAUGAAAUAGAAAAUAUGUGAUGAGUUGAUGUUAAAUACCGUGCCUGUUGAACUGACUGGUGUGGAUAAAAGAAAAAAAAUAUCAGAUUUAACACUGGGAUGUACCAUAUAAGUGACUUUUGCAUUAUGAUCAGCCUUUUAGAACACUUUUCUGGGGUAGUGGGUGAAUGUUUCACUUGAUAGUUCAUUACAGUAUGAUUGUCUAAUUAUAUCACUACAUGUAUGUGUCCAGUGGAAAUUGUAGGUAUAACCCCAAAAAUGCUGUUAUAUUGAUACCUAUGGUAACCAGUCUUCUUAUAUUUUCAGAUGUGUAUUAAUGAUUUGUAAGCAUUAUAUAUUAAAAUAUCAUUUCUGUCUGCUUACAUUUCUUCAGUUUUUUUCAAUUGAGUUCCUGUUUUUAUUUUCAAUUUAUUGAUUUUCUGUUACAUUUCAUUCAAACUCCCUGUGAAUUUGUAAUAAAAAGUUUUAUUUUAUUAAUUUUAUUGGUGGGUGGAAUGUUGUAUAAAUCACUAACUAUGAAAGAAAAAUUUAUCAUGUGAAGUAUGAGAGUUUUGAGUAGUUGUAGAUUUCUGUUAUAAAGACUUCCUUAUAUACUAAUCUGAGUACAAGACACAUUUCAUUUCAUUCUUGUCUUGCUUAUGCCUUUGUCAGUGAAUUUAUUUGUCAUGCUGACAUUUCAUAAUUGGUGAGAGAUACUAUUUGCAUUGGCAUUUAUGUGUUCUAUGAUAUCAAUAUGUGAAGUCAACAUGUGGAUGUGAAGUGUAUAAUCCAAGGUUUUCGUGUCGUGCCAAUGUUAAAGAACAUUUCAAUAUUCGUAAUAAAAUUAAUCUGGGUUGA
Molecule: messenger RNA, 6136 nt
Organism: Schistocerca nitens (vagrant locust)
Lineage: Eukaryota; Metazoa; Arthropoda; Insecta; Orthoptera; Acrididae
Product: leucine carboxyl methyltransferase 1
Exons: 5
Coding region: 80-1093 (337 amino acids)
Biological process (GO): C-terminal protein methylation
Cellular component (GO): cytosol
Molecular function (GO): protein C-terminal leucine carboxyl O-methyltransferase activity
Source: RefSeq, a predicted model, not a curated record